AUGUAUGUGUUUGAUAGCAUUCCCAAAGCUGUGGCCAUCGCCAUCGUAUCUGAAUUUUGUGCCGCCUGUGGCCGUGUUAAAAGGUCCGGAUCCGAAGAUGCCCUAUCGAUAAAUUCCUCGGCUGUGACGGCUGCGGCUGUGGCGGAUGUUGUUGCUACCGUGCCUGCCGGAAGCCAGCAAGGGCAAGAAGACCGACCACCUGCCGCUUGGACAACCUUCAUUCCUGCUAACUAA
Molecule: messenger RNA, 234 nt
Organism: Penicillium cinerascens
Lineage: Eukaryota; Fungi; Ascomycota; Eurotiomycetes; Eurotiales; Aspergillaceae
Exons: 1
Coding region: 1-234 (77 amino acids)
Source: RefSeq, a predicted model, not a curated record